AUGGAUGAUUCAGAGGUGAAAUCAAUUAAAAAAAUUCAUGACUAUAUGACAGAAUGUUUAAAUAAACCCUUCAAUGACAACAAUUCGAUAGAACUAUGCGAAAAUGAUAUACCAUCAAUCUAUAGUUCACUAAAGAAUUACAUAUUAAGAUUAACAAAUAUAAACAAUUUCAUGAGGUGUGAAAAUUAUGUAUUAAAAAAGAAAAAUGAAGAUCUCAUUAAAAAUGCCAAAGAACCAAAUAUAUCAUAUAUGGGUAAAAAAAACAUCCAUGAUAUAUAUAUAAAUAAGAUAAAUAAAUUAAAUAACGAAAAUGAUUUUAUUAAAUAUAAAUUUCAAAAAAUCCUAAGGAAAAAUCUUUCCUUAGAAAGAAACAAUAUCGAAUUAAACAGAAACUUAUUAAAUAAAGACAAUUACACACAAAUUGAGAAUAAUAAAAAGAGAGUGAAACCUGAUACGGGGGAAAAAAAUAUUACAGAGGACAUCCCCAACCAUUUAUAUGAACAUACAAAAUGUGAUAAUUCAAUUAUUUUCAAUAAUGAAAUUUAUUUAAAUGAUAUAAAUCCCUUUUCCCUUGAAAAGGAAAUAAAAAAAAUUAUUGAAUGUACAAAUAUAUUACAAGACAUGUUAAAUUUAUUAAAUCAUAAUUUAAAAUAUGAUGAUCCAAUUACAUUCUCAGCGACGUUAAAAAAGAUGAACAUGGAAAAAGAAGAAUUGAUGGAACAUAAUUCUUAUUUAAAAAAUAAAAUUUUACAAAUAGAAACAUUUAUUUUAAAUGAUCCAUUUUUAGUUGAAAAAUUUAAUAAUUUAUAUAAUAUGGUAAAUAUAGAUUUUGAUAAAUCUAUAAAAGAUAAUAUCAAAUUAUAUGAAAACCAUAAUAUGAGAAUAUUAUUUAAAAGAUUAUGCUCAUUAGAAAAUACAAACACUAAUAUAAAAAAUGAAUUAAUCUAUCAAAACAAACAAUUAGACAUGUACAAAAUGCAUAUUUCUGAUAUCAAAAAUUUAAUUAAAAAAAAAUUAAACAAUUUUUACACCCUCAAUUAUCAUCAAAACAUUGUUUUUAAUGCUUUAAACAAAUUUAAUAAUACAAAUUUUUCUUUUAAUGAUUUAAAUUAUUUUAAUUCAUGUGAAAAUGAUGAAAAAUUCAUUCACAAUCCUUCCAUAAUUAAAGACAAAUUUAAUUGUACAAAUAAUUUGUCUACAACUAAAAAUUCAGACCCGUUUACUAUUUUUCAAAUAAAUAAUAAUAAAACUGAUCAAAAUCAUAAAUUAUUAAAUGAGGCUUGGGAAAGAAUCUCACAAUUAGACCAAGAUGUCUGCUAUUUCAAAGAAAAAAAAAAUGAAAAGAAACAGCAUGAAGGGGGAAAAGACAUCUCUGGAAAAGAGUAUGAUUGCAUAGUUAAUGAACUAUACUACAUAAAAAUCAAGGAAUUAAUAAACAAAAGAAAAAUAGAGCUGAAUAAUUUUAUAAAUGGUGAAUUAAGCGAAAUUAAAUACGCGCAAAAUGACGCUAGUAAAAUAAAUCAAUGCAAACUAGAUGGUUACAAAUUAAAUAACUACAAUUUGAAUUUAGAUUUGAACGAAUAUCCAAACUAUGAAAAUAAUUAUAUUAAUAGUAAAAUUCUUUUAAAAUAUAUGAAAUAUAAGCAAGCAUAUAAUUUUUAUAUGCAAAAUAAAAAUAUAUACAAAAAAAAUGUAAGCAAAGCAAAAUUUAACAACUUUUUAAAUAAAUAUAUAUUUAAUGAAGAACAUAAUAAAUCUUUAAAUUAUAAUAAUGAUAUCAAAAUCAGUGGUGCAAAAAAGACAUUUUUUGAAUUGUUUCAAAACAAAAAAAUGGGAAAACAUAAAAAAAAAAUAAUAAUUCCACCUAAAAAGAAAUCUGAUGAACAAAGAGAAAGCGUGUACGUUGAAAUUGAAAAUACGGAAUACGAUGAAAAUCAGACAAAAUUGUCUCAAGAAAGUAAUUCGCUAAUUUCUAAAAAAAGCGAUGAUAAUAGUAGGAUGGCAGAUACAACUGAACAUGUGAAAAAAGACGUCGAAAAUGAAGAGAAAAAAAAUGAUUCAUGUGAAAAGAAUGAAGACAGUUCUAUAAGUUUAAGUAAUUUAAAAAAUAAUGAUACCAACUCUGAAAAUUUCGAUUCUCAUUUAGAAUAUCCAAAAAGGCAAGACUUAUCUCUAGAAAUUUUAAGAACCAAUAUUAAUAAUCUUGCUAAAAAAAAAACAAUUGCAAAUACAAAUAGUGAGCAUAUAGAAAAUGAUACCUAUAAAAGAGAUAAUUCCAAGAUGGUGGGAAGUUAUGAAAUAAACAAAGAUAUUUCAUUAUCUAGCAUAAAUAGUAAUAAAAAUUCUAAUACAUCUAAAGAAGAAUUAUAUAAAAAUAUGAUAGAUCAUGAAAAAUUACAAAAUUCAAUAGAAUUUGAAUCAACCAAUGAAUCUGAAAAAUUAACAAAUGUAAAAGAAGAAAAUACAAACAGUGAUAAUGAUUUAAAAAAGGAAAUAAGUAUUCAUGAAAAUAAAUAUGAUUCUACCGAUGUAAAAUUUGAUCAAAAUUUAAAACACCGAAAAAGCUCAAUUUAUGUAAAAAAAAAAACAGAUUAUGAUAUAGAAGUUAAACAAAUUAUAAAUGAGUUAAGUGGCGAAUUUGAUUCAGAUGAAUUAAAUAAAUCAAAAGAAUCUGAAGAAAAAGAAAAUACAUUUUCAAUUAAAAAUAAGUUAGAUUCGCCAAUUUUAGUUAAAGAUGAUCAAGAAGACUACCCCAAAUUUCCCAAAAAGGUAAGUUUUUCAAGUUCAACAAAAAGUGAUGCAACGGAUAUUCAUGAAGAAAAUAUAGAAGAUUCAAAUAGUGUAAUAAAAAAAGUGAAUACUACUAAAAAUGACAGCUUUGAAAGCUAUGGUAAUAAAAAAGGUGAGCCUAGUGUCGAGAAAAUUGAAAAGACAGAGAUAAAGGAAGCAAAUUCAUAUGAAAAUUCACCCCAAAUUAAUAACAUCGAAAAAAGGAAGCCUUCUGAUAUGUGGGGCACAGAUAAUUUUGAUUUAAAGAGAUCGAUAAGUGGAUAUUCGGACCCAGACUUAUUUGACAAUAAAAAAUAUUCAAAUAUUAAGAUUGAAUUAUUUAGAGAUAUAAUAUAUAAAUAUGACAAAAAUUUGUACGAAUUUUUUAUGAAGUUAAUAUUGCAUAGUAAUACUGAUUUAGUAGGAACAUAUAAAAACCAAAUAUUUAAUGCUCAAAUUGCAUCUGAAAAUGUACUAGAUUAUAUUGUUAGUAAUUACACAAAAAAUGAAAAUUGGGAUAACAAUAGAAAUUCAAAAAUAGAAGAAACUGAAAAAGUAAUAGAUUUACUAGGAAAAAACGAUUGCAAAAUAAUCACCGAGUAUAUAUGUAACAACGGUACGAGUACAUCUUUACGAACUUUGUACCAUAAAGUAGAUUUUAUAACGAAAGAAAAUUAUAAAGAGUUUAAAGACAGAUUGUUAGAAUAUGGUGUAAUUAAUUUAAUAAAUUUAUUUUUGGAUGAAGAUAUAAAUCAUUUUGAUAAAAUAUUUUCUGUGUCUUUUGUUAAUUUUGGUGAUGCACUUGGUAUAUCGGGGGAUGUAUGUAUGUCCCAUUUUAAUAAUAUGGAUAAAAAACAUAAUGAAAAGGGAUAUAUUUAUUUGAAGCAUAUAUUUGAUUAUUUAAAUAUAGAAAAUGAAAUAAAAGAAGAAUAUCACAAAUAUAAUUUUAUAUCCGUAAAAAACAAAAAUUACAUAUAUAUAAAUAUUAAUGAAAAUUAUUCUAAUUUAUAUGAGUUUUUUAAUUCAAUAACAAAGAAAAAUAAUUUAUAUAUAACUUUGAAUGAGUUUAUUUAUUUUUUUUCUCAAAAUGAUAAUUUGAAGAAGUAUAAUUUGACACAAAAAGAUGUGAUUGAGUUGUAUUAUUCUAUCCUUUUUUAUGCAUACUAUAGUAAUAAAAAUAAAAACCUUUUGAAUAUUUUGCAAUCUUCAGAUAAUUCUAAAAAUGAUGGCAUAAAUAUUGUUGAUAAUAUUAAUUCGGUUGACAAAGAAUGUGACAAUAAAAAAGAAUUAGAUAAAAAGGAAGACAUAAAUAAUGAAUAUAAUUUGCAACUAUAUAAAGGAUAUUUCACCCUAAAUGAUUUCAACUUUGCGAUUGAAUUAAAAGAUAUUUAUUCAUAUUUUGAAGGAUCAGAAUGCCCAUAUACAAAAAUAAAAAGAAGAAUAAUAGAAAUUUAUGGUACUUUAAAAAAUGGAGUGCUAGUAAAUAGUGAAAUGUGUCAUAAUAAUGAUGAUGAUGACAAUUUGGUAAAUAGUGAUGCAGAUUUAAAAGAUCUAGGCAUUGAGUUAAAUGAAGAUUCAUUUAAAAUAUUUAUGAAAGACAAAUAUAAAUAUAUGCAUCACUCUAAAUUAUCAUCAUAUAGAAAAAAAGCAAACCCCAAUAAAAUAGUACAAAAAAUAAACAAAAAAACAUUUAUGUGUUUAAUGUAUAAUAUAGGUAUACAUAGAAAUCAUUGUUUAAUUUUAUGGAAUAACUUUAUACAAUUUUUAGAAGCAGACUUAUUAGAUUAUAAAAUAUUCUCUGCUUUUUUAAAUGGAGAAAUUAAUUUAUCCAAUAUCAAAACUGAAGAAAAUAUCAAUUGUAUAAAAAAAAAAAUAAUGAAUAACCAUUUAGAAGAUGAAGAAUUUUCUAGAAAUAAAAAACACAGGCUAGAAGGUACUAUAUGCCCACGCUUAUUUAAAAAUAAUCAAAAACUAUAUUCCACUCACGCAUUGACUUUUGAUGAAAUUGAAGUGCUUUCAAAGGUGUUGACAAAUACCCAUUCUUUUAAAUAUUUAGAUAAAAACGAAAAAAAACAGUUUAUAAGCAAUUUGAUGAAACAUUGUUACAAAAAAGGGCACACCUUUGAGUCUAUAAAAACUGGGGAAAAUGUUAAAAAUAAGGAAAAAAAAAGUAGCGAAAAUUAUAUGGACAAAGAAAUUGUUAUUCUCUUAAACGGUAUACUAAAAAAUACCAAAGAAAAUAAUUCUUUCAUAAAUAGUGUUAAUGUAAUCGAAAAAUGUAACUUAAAUUUAUACACCGCCCAUACAAAUGUUGCUAUAGUAGAAAUAAACGAUAAUAUGUAUACUGAAGAAUUUGUUAAUUUGGUUAACAAAAAAAAAGAAAUAUCUAAUGAAUUUAUGAGUAUUGUUGAUAAUAUACCUAUAUUUAAAAACUUUCCAUACGAUUUAAAAAGUCAUAUAUCUAUGAAUGUUAAAAAAUGUGAAUAUCAAAAUAAACAAUUUAUAAUAAGACAGCAUGAUGAUCCUUUGGAUUUUUAUAUAUUAAAAGAUGGAGAAGUUAGUAUUUAUUAUAAUAAUACAGAUAAGGAUAUAAACACAUUGUCAGCAUAUUCAUUUUUCGGAGAAAUAUCCAUAAUAUUUAAUACGUUGAGAACAUGCAAUGUUGCUGUUAAAUCAGAUAAAGCUAUUUGCUAUUCUAUUUCUAGUGAAUAUUUUCAAUCUUUGUUAAAUAAAGAUAUGGUCAAAGAAUUUAUAGCACAUUCUCAAAUUAAUUAUAAUGAAGAAAGUUUAAACGAUGUUAUCAUAACAUAUAUGAAUAAUCAAAUCCAGAAUAAUUCAAAUAUUAUAAAAGGCAAUAGCAUAUCAAUACCACGCUUAAAUGUGGAACCUAAUGCAUCUGUAAAUACAAGUAUGAGUAAUAAUUCCAAAGGCAUUAGUCGUGAUAUUGUAAGUAAUGUAACAUUCUCUACGACCUUAUCAUCAGAUACCAUUAUGUUAGAUACAGAAUAUAUAGACAAUAAAAAAUAUAUUCGCUCCUUUUACAGUGAUUUAGACAAAAUUCUUCUAAAUAAUUUUAAUACUGAGCAAAAAUAUAUGGUUGAAGAAAUUGAAGCAAAUUUAAUGAGAGUGAAAGUUUUUAAAAAUAUAUUAAAUAAAAUGGAAGAAAAAGAUAAAUUUGUAAAAAAUUUGAAAUAUGAAAAAUGUCCUAAAGGGAAGCAUUUAAUAUUAGAAGGAGAUAAAUGCGAAAAGUUUUAUUUUAUUAAACAAGGUGCAGUUUCAAUACGCCAAUUUAAUCAAUAUAAAAAUAUGUAUGAUGAAAUAACCACUUUUAAAGAUAAUCAAUAUUUUGGUCACCAAUUAAUUUUAAGCAAAGAACCAUCUAUUUUUAUUGUAGUAACUGUAUGCAAUACCGAAUUGUAUACAAUAGAUGCAAAUUUGUAUAUUCAACUUUUAUCCCCUUUUAUUGACAUACUUAACAAAUCAAAAGAUAUAAACGAAUUAGACGUUUUAACAGAAAGUAUAAAUAAUGAUGCUAAAAUACAAAAAAAAGAUGCAGACUUUAUAACAAAAGCUAUACAUUUUUUAAAAAAAGUUAAUAUUAUUAAUAAAUUAAAUGAUGAUGAAUUAUAUAAUAGUGCUAAAAACUUCCAAUUUAAAUUUUUUAAGAAAGGAAAAGUUAUUAUAAAAUAUGAGGACGAACCUGAUUUUUUUUACAUAAUUAAAAAGGGAAUUGUUUCAGUAAAAACAGAUAAUGGAAGAAAGACUAUAUCCAAUGAAAAUAGCUUAAAUUCGAAUAGCAAUAUAGACUCUGAUAAAACAAAUACUACUGAAUCACAAAAUGAAGAACCGAAUAUGAAAAAAUCUGUAUAUUUACACAAAUAUGAAUAUUUCGGAGAAUUAUCUAUCAUAAAUAAUCAACUAAGAACAGCUACGUGUGAAGCAUAUACAAAUUGUUUCUUAUUAGCUAUAGACAAAAUAUCUUUCUCAAAUUAUUUUAGUAGUAUAUUUAACGAACUAUUACAAGAAGCAGAAAUCAAAUAUACAAAAAAUUAUUCUUUACCUCCAUGGUUAAAAACCAUAUAUGGUAAUGACAAUAAUUAUGAUAAUAUGAAAUCUUUUGCAUCUAUAAACUUGCCUAAACUAGAUAGUUCAUUAAGUAGUAUAUCAGACAGAAGUAGCGAAGAAUUUGACUUUGAGAAAGAUAUAAAAAAGAAAAUUAAAAAAGCACAAAAAAAGGAAAAAGAAAUAAAAAAUAAUAAAAUGAACAAGAACAAGAAUAAAAACGAUCAAAUGUCAGAAAAAGAUAAAGUAAAUAUUAAAACACAAAAUAAUAAAGAAAAUUCAACUAACAAAAAAGUUAAUGAAUCAGCGAAUGAUAUAUCCAAUUCAAACAACAGUUCAGGCUUACUCUGUUUAACUAAAGAAAAUCUUGAUGAAAAAUUAAAAGAGAUUGAAAAAGUGAAAGAGAAAAAAUUAGAAGAAAUGAAAUUAAAAGAAUUAAAAGUCUUCGAAAAAAUCAAAUUAAGGGAUGAAAAAAAAGUCGAAAGAAUUAUGAAAAAAAAAAAUAAACAUAUACAUAAAAAAAACGAUGGUGUUCUUAAAUUCAAUGAUAAUAUUGAGAAUAUAGAUGAAAAAAUAAAUAAGAAAAAGAAUGAUAAACUUGCAAAAGAAAAAUCUGCUGAAGUAGAAAAUAACCAAAUUAGUGGAAAGAUAAAUUCAAAUGAUGGAAAUAAUCCAACAACACUGAUAAAAGUUAAUGUAGUGAAAGAAACACACACUGAAAAUAAUAAUAAUGAUGCUGCAGAGGAAAAACAUAUUUUACAGAUUAACCAAGUAGUACAAAAAGAAGGAAAAGAUACAUUAGAACCCUUAAAUCUUCCAAAAAAAUCAUCAAGCAUUUUGAAAAUUAGAACAAACUCAUCAAGCUCAACGGAUUUAGAUGUAAAAGAUUUAAUAUAUAAAUUAACAAAUUAUAUCGAAUCAGAAUACAGUUCAAUUCAUCAAUUUUAUGAAAGUAUAGACAAAUUUAAUAGAGGGUAUAUAAAAUAUGAGGAUUUUUUGAAUAGUAUGAAUUCUAUAAAUAUUAUAAAUAAAAUAUUUGAUAAAGAGGAAAAAAUAGAAAAUGUUUUUAAACAUCUUUGUAAUGAUAUGAAUAUAUUAACACCAAACAAUUUUUAUAUAAGUAUUUAUAAACAUAAAAAUAUAGAUAAAUAUGAACUAAACUUAAGGUUACGUGAAAUAUAUAGUAAUAGUAUAUUAGGUUUUAAAAAAAAUAUUGUAUUAAAAACAGUUGAAGAUAUUGUUAUAAACUAUGAAGAUUUUGAAAAUGUUUGUAACCAAAUUGGGUUAAUUGAUAAAGAUAAUAUACAAAAUAUUUGGAAUGAAAUAAAUAUAAUGAAUGAAGAAAAUAUACCAUUAGACAUUAUUAUAAAUAUAAUUAACGGAGAGUUAGAUAUUGAAGAAUCGUAUGAAAUAUAUAAUAACAAAAAAUCACUUCUAAAUCAAGUUGUUAAUUUUUUCCAAGGUAAUAAUGCUGACCUUAUAAAAAUGAGUACUAAUGUUAUGGAAUGUAAUAUACUAACUAAUUAUGAAGACCCUGUAAUUAUUAAUAAAGCACACCAUAAAUCAUAUCCAAAUGAAUGUAAUUAUAUAGUUAAACAACUCGAAUUAGAUUCAAACUUUAAAAUGUUAACAUUAGAUCAAAGAAAAUAUUUUGCAACAUUAAUGGAUAGAAAUGUGGCAAGUUCUGGAGAAAUAAUAACUAAACAAAAUUCAGAUAGCUCACCAAUUAUGUUAUUAUUUGAAGGAACAGCUAACCUAAUUACAUACACCAUAUUUGGUAUAGAAACUGUUGUUCGAGAAAUUAAAAACGAUGAAAUAUAUGGCUCAUCGGAAGUUAUUGCUGAUUCUGUAUCAGAUUAUGAAGUAAAAAUAAAUUCAAAUAGUGCAAUAAUUUGGACAUUAAAAAGGGAACAUUAUAAUGAAAAAAUUAAGCCUAUGUUAGAAGAAAGACAACAAAAUUGUAUCCAUAUUUUACAAGUACUUAAAAAUGUUCCAAUAUUAAGAUAUUUGCCUUUAGAAAUACUUGAUAAUAUUUCUUAUUCUAUGAAAAUAGAAAUUCAUGAACCUAAUCAUACAAUUAUAAAAGAAGGGGAUUAUGAUGAUAAAUUUUAUAUUAUAUGCAAAGGAUUAGCAACUGUUGAUAUACCAUCAAAAUAUACUUGUAAUAAACUUAUUAUUUCAUCAUUAAAAAAAGCUGAUUAUUUUGGAGAACUGUCAUUAAUUAACAAUACUGCAAGAACAGCAAAUGUUGUUUUGGAUACUACUUCUAUUUUGUUUUCUCUCGUAUCUUCAGAAUUUAAUAGAUUGUUAAGUCCUUAUUUUGAUAAAUUUACAAAUAGGGCUAAAGCAAAUUAUAAAAAAAUUCAAGUAGAAAAUUCAUUAUCCCAUACAGAUAUGCAAAUAUAUGAUAUCAAUCAAAAUUACACAAAUUCAUCAAUUUAUAAUAGAAAUAGGAAACAUAAAGUUACUAUACAAGACAGUAAUUAUUUGAAGAAUAUUGAAAAUAAAUUGAAACAAAAUAUACCCAAGCAAAAUGAAUUAUCGGAAUCACAAAAUGAUGACAACAAAAAUAAUACAGAAUUAUGA
This is a messenger RNA of Plasmodium vinckei vinckei, 9417 nucleotides long. Its product is annotated as rap guanine nucleotide exchange factor, putative. The coding region runs from base 1 to 9417 and encodes 3138 amino acids. Lineage: Eukaryota; Apicomplexa; Aconoidasida; Haemosporida; Plasmodiidae. The transcript has 2 exons. The record is from RefSeq and is a predicted model, not a curated record.